UUCAAGCCAGUUUGAGGCAGUAACUCGCAGCACACUUUCUUCCCUCGCUGAUUGACAGCGUUGCACACGCACCUUCGCUUUGUGUUGCGUGUGAGUGCAUCGCUCACGCCACCAAAUGCAAUUGGUUUUAAAACACUUUUUUUCUUGUCUUUUUUAAGCUUCUCGGACACAGAAUGCUUCGCAGGUGAUAUUUGACGUGAUCGGGUGGUCCCGGGCCUGCUGAUGCACCGCUGCAUGGUCUGAGCAUGGUGCUGCUUCGUUUUUUGGACGACUGACCGGCAGGCCACUUCUUUUCUGGUGUUUUUCUUCCCCCAGGAGCCUCCUGCUUGACGCGCAGGGGAAGAGAGCACUGUCGCAGCUGUAGAGCCUCGGGCUGUGGGCGGGGCGGACUGCACCGUGUCAUCGGGAAGGCCCACUAUAAUGGAGGAGGACCACAAGGUCAUCAACCAAGGCCUAGAGGAUGAGAUGGAGAUCUCAGGCUACCAGAUGUGCCGUUGGAAGCUGUUCUUGGUGGGCCUGGGUGCCGUCUGCACGGGUGGCUUCCUGCUGCUUCCACUUUACUGGAUGCCUCACUGGCUCCUCUGGGCCACAUGCUCUCGGGCCACCAUUGGGGACGCUGAUAUGGUGCUGCUCAGGACCACGGACGAGUUUAAGAGAUGGUUCCGAGCUCGGGUUCGCUGGAUGCUGGCUCCGGGGAAGAAGCCUUUCAACAAGCUUGACUCUCAGACGCCUGUCACAAAUGGCCAUUCCAAGCAUGACCCCACUGGGAUGCAACCCAGUCAGCAUCUGGUAGAGAUACGCUACUUCACACUGCACAGCACAACUUAUUUCUGGAAUGAUAUGAUCCAGAAUUUUGAAGUGUUGAAAGGCCUGGAAGACCUGAAUGUGACCUGCUCGGCUGUCCACUCUGAGCACAGUGCGGGGCUGACCAAGCACAUGCAGGACUACAGGAAGUUGUUUUUUGGGGUGAAUGAAAUUGAUGUGAAAGUUCCUUCAGUUUUUAAACUUCUCAUUAAAGAGGUCCUGAAUCCGUUCUACAUAUUCCAGUUCUUCAGUGUGAUCCUUUGGGGCGUUGAGGAAUAUUACUACUACGCUGCAGCCAUAGUUUUUAUGUCUCUUGUUUCAAUAGCUACCUCCCUCUACACUAUCAAAAAGCAAUAUAUUAUGCUGCACGACAUGGUUGCCUCUCACAGUGUGGUCCGAGUCUCCGUGGUCAGAGCUAAUAAUGACGAUGAUCUGCAGUCCUCGUUGGAGUUUAUGGAGCACCACCUGGGUCGUUAUGUGUCCACAGAGAUUGAGGAGAUGAUGUCCACGGAUCUUGUGCCUGGGGAUGUGAUGAUCAUCCCUAACAAUGGGGCAGUGAUGCCGUGUGAUGCUGUGCUGGUCAGUGGCACCUGCAUUGUCAAUGAGAGCAUGCUCACAGGUGAGAGCGUUCCCGUCACCAAGACCAAUUUGCCGAACCCUGGGCAGGGCCUGAUGGGGUUGGAGGUGGAUGCUAUCUACAGCACAGAAGAACAUAAGAGGCACACGUUGUUCUGUGGCACUCUGGUCAUCCAGACUCGAUUCUACUCUGGAGAGCUGGUCAAGGCUGUGGUGGUCAGGACUGGCUUCAGUACUGCUAAGGGCCAGCUCGUCCGCUCCAUUCUGUACCCUAAGCCCACUGAUUUCAAGCUGUACCAUGAUGCCUACCUCUUCUUGCUGUGCAUGGUGGGUGUGGCUGCGAUCGGCUUCUUCUACACCAUCGUUCUCAACAUCCUGAACAAGGUGCCAGCUAAAACCAUCAUCACUGAAUCGCUGGACGUGAUCACCAUCACGGUGCCCCCCGCCCUGCCAGCUGCCAUGACGGCAGGCAUCGUGUAUGCCCAGCGGCGUCUCAAACAUAUCGGCAUCUUCUGCAUCAGUCCCCAGAGAAUCAACAUCUGUGGGCAGCUGAACCUGGUUUGCUUUGACAAGACGGGUACGCUUACGGAAGAUGGCCUGGACUUGUGGGGGAUCCAGCGGGCUGAGUCAGGCAGUUUCUGCCUGUCAGAGGUCAAUGUCUGCCAGGAGACCCUGGUGACAUCCCCCUUUGUGGUUUGUAUGGCCUCCUGUCACUCUCUGACUAACAUCAAUGGACAACUCUCAGGGGACCCCCUGGAUCUCAAGAUGUUUGAGGCCACAGGCUGGCUCCUUCAGGAAGCCACAGAGGAAGAGACAUCUCUCCACAACCAAAUCACACCCACGGUGGUACGGCCGCCCAGGCAGGUGCUUCCCGAGCCAGCUACACCCCCGGUGCAUGAAAUGGAGCUGAAUGAGCUGUCUCUGUCGUACGAGAUCGGAAUCUUGCGGCAGUUCCCUUUCUCAUCGGCACUGCAGCGGAUGAGUGUGGUGGCCCGGCGACUGGGCGAGAAGCGUAUGGAUGCCUACCUCAAGGGGGCGCCAGAGGUGGUGGCCAGCCUCUGCAGACGGGAAACAGUACCUGGGAACUUCUCUCAGGUUCUGGAGAAUUACACCAAGCAGGGUUUCCGGGUCAUUGCCCUGGCCCACAGACACCUGGAGUCCAGACUCACCUGGCACAAAAUGCAGAACAUCAGCAGGGACCUGGUUGAGAACAACAUGGAGUUUCUUGGCUUAAUCAUCAUGCAGAACAAGCUGAAGGCGGAGACACCGAUGGUGCUGGAGCAACUCAGGCAUGCUAACAUUCGAGCUGUGAUGGUCACAGGUGACAACAUACUGACCGCGGUAUCCGUAGCACGGGACUGCGGUAUGAUACCUCCUCAGGACAGAGUGAUCAUCGCAGAGGCGCUGCCCCCGGUGGACGGCCGGCCCGCCAGAAUCGAGUGGCACUACAUGGAUGAGCCCGGCCUGCAUGAUUCUGACGCCGCUCCGUUCGAGGUGGUCCAGAUCAGCAUGGGUGAGGAAGACCCCGACCCCGAUGAAGACCUCAGACCACUGGAGCAUUACCAUUUCGCCAUGAGUGGCAAGUCAUUCACUGUGGUCACCGAGCACUUCCAGGACUUGGUCUACAAGUUGUUGCUACGGGGUACGGUGUUCGCCCGCAUGACUCCCGACCAGAAGACCCAGCUGGUGGAGCUGCUGCAGAGCGUGGACUACUAUGUGGGAAUGUGCGGAGAUGGAGCAAACGACUGUGGUGCAUUGAAGAGAGCUCACAGUGGGAUCUCUCUCUCUGAGCUCGAAGCCUCGGUAGCCUCCCCCUUCACCUCCAAGAUCCCCAAUAUCUCCUGCGUGCCAAACCUCAUCAGGGAGGGACGGGCCGCCCUGAUCACCUCCUUCUGUGUCUUUAAGUUCAUGGCCCUCUACAGCAUGAUUCAGUAUAUUAGCGUCACGAUGCUCUACUCGAUGCUCAGCAACCUGGGAGACUUCCAGUUCCUCUUCAUUGAUGUCGCCAUUAUCCUGCUCAUCGUCUUCACCAUGAGCCUGAACCCAGCCUGGAAGGAGCUUGUGUCACGACGGCCACCCUCAGGCCUCAUCUCCGGCCCACUGCUCGUCUCUGUGCUGACCCAGAUUCUCGUCUCCCUGGGCUUCCAAAUGUUUGUCUUUCUCUGGGUGCGACACCAGAGCUGGUAUGAGAAGUGGACACCCAGCUCCAAUGCCUGCAAUUCCUCCAGCGUCGCUUCCUUAUCCGUCCACAACACGAAUGUGACCUACGACCCCUACGACAAGAACAUCAGAAACUAUGAGAAUACCAGCGUGUUCUUCGUCUCCUGCUUCCAGUAUCUCAUUGUCGCCAUCGUGUUCUCUAAGGGAAAACCCUUCAGGCAGCCUAGUUACAAGAACUGGCUUUUCCUCCUGUCUGUGUGCAUGUUAUACAUCUUCCUGCUCUUCAUUAUGUUGUAUCCAGUGCCCGCUAUCAAUAAGUUCCUGGAGAUCGUUUGUAUUCCAUUCCAGUGGCGAAUGACCUUGCUAGUCAUCAUCCUGCUCAACACAGGAAUGUCUGUCCUGCUGGAGACCUUCGUCCUCGAUGCCAUCUUAUGGAGGCUGGUGUUCAGCCGAGGAAAACAAUGCAGCAGUGACAUCACAGCUGCCGCCCGCACACCUCAGUCAACCAUUGACCACUGGGGGUCCAGGUGCAUGGCAGCACUGCUUCGCUGGGGUGGCAGGACCCCCCGGGCACGCUACAUGUGCCUGGCCCAGGAGCUGCGGGUGGACCCAGACUGGCCCCCCAAGACCACCACUGAGGCCAUUAUCCCAUCCUAGCUUGCCAAAUGAAGUCUGCGUCCUAGUGAUCAGCCAUCAAGUGAAUGUGACCAGGAAUGGCCGACUUGGAGUGAAAAGAGAAAAAAAAAAUAAAAGACGUUUUUUCUUUCAUUCUUGGUACCGGCAGCCAUAGAGUCUUCUGGCAUCUCUCUGUUUUUGCUGUUCUGAUUUUUCACACUGUUGUCUCUUGGGUGAAAAGUUUACAGGCUGGAAACCGAGUUUGUCAAAUGUACUUCCAGCACCGAUCACCGCAGUGGGUCCAACAAGGACUACUGCAGUGAUUGCUUUUUAAUUCUGUAAAUAUGUAAUUAAGCAAUGGGCUAUUUUAGUUUUUAACAGGAGAUGAUUCUACAGUGCACUGUUGUUUCAAUAAUCCCAAACUAAGGACAACGUGGUUACAUUAUUCACGCACAAAACUUUACAGUCCUGGGGGCAUUUCUCACAGCUGUGGAAAGGCUGAUCCGAUCCGCAGGGCACUUUGACAGUCACAGAAGCACAAAUGCUGGAAAUGUGAUCAUUAAAUGCUUUUACAAAUGGUCCUUAUUGUCCAUUAGUGCCUCAUGCUGUCACAUGACCUGAUCUGCACCGCUCACUGUCACACUGUGUAUGGGUAUCUCUUCCUGUGGAAGAACAGACUAGGUCUGAUAACCGUGAAAGUUGAAGCAUCUUGGAAUUCUUUUUGCUUAUUAACAUUUUCUAUCUGUCGCCUUGAUUGUAAGCUAUGAAUAAAUCUUCACGUUUUGUAAUUGCUGUGCACAUAUGCAUAUUUGACUUUUUCUUCUACUUCCCAGAAGUUUGGCACCUCUCUCCUCACAAAAGUUUUUCACCUAGAAACUCUAUUCCACCUCUCAAAUGUUCCACCCAUUAAGUCUCCUUAAUGUUUUUUUUUUCUUGAUAUUCCACCCACAUCCAUAUUUUUCAUCCCUCUUUAGACUUGUAUGGGGAAAUUUUUCAAACUGCUCCCUUCCAGUCAAUCUUUAACAUAAGACCUCCAAACUUUCUGGAAGACAUCCAGAGUGCAGCUGUGGAAUGAUGGGGUUAAGCUUCACAAACGCUCUAAUGGUAAAACUAGUCAUGGGCGUAAAUAUGUUAUGUUUGAAUAAGAAAAGGAAUAGGAAAAAAAAUUACGGGUGUCUUUAAAUCUUUGAUUCUCAGAAUGAGAAGUUGCCUAAAUUGCAUCCUUAUAGAAGAAUGUCAGGUGGUGCAUUAUUCUUGGGUAUUGUAUCGUCUUAUCUGUGUGACAGAACUGCCCUGUUUAAGCAUCUGAAGUGCAUCUAAUGGCUCUUAUUCAGUCCAGUGUCACAAAUGACUUUAAAUUACUGCAUUUUAUAUAAUAACUGCCAAGCAAUAUUUGCAGGAGCUAAUUUUAAUCCAAGCCAUUGUGCAUUAUGUUAAUGACAGCCGAUUUAGUGUAAAAUACUGAUGUGAUGUAAAUAUUUUAGAUAAAUGUAUAAAUUAACAUUUAAACACAAUUUGAUUCUCUCGUUAUGUGUUAAAACCAUGUGCCUUUGCAAUUCCCUUCUCAAUCAGAAGAAAUGAAAACUGAUCAUUUUUGGUUGCUUUACAAUACAAGUAAAAGGUCACAAUAUAUGAGAAAAAUGUCUUUAUUUUAUUUCUUUAUCAGCUUUGUUCUGAUUUUAGGAACAAAUAAGACACUUUUGUCAUAAGACAAUGAAGUCAAUAUGAUCGUCACAUGUCAUAGUUAUUUUUAUUAUUGUUGUUGGGUGUAAAUCCUAAUAUGUGUAUUUACAAUCGAAUAGAAUAUUUGUGUAUUUUUCAUAAUCCCACUAGUUUGCACUUGAUUUUAUAAAUGUCCCUUUGAAACUAUUGCAUAAUGUUUUACCUCAUCGAUUACUAUGUUUGUAUGUGUUGUACAUAUAUUGUAGCAUUUGUGUAUGUAAAGUCAAGUAUUAACAUUGAGCAAUUCUUCUGUAUUUUGAACAGGGUGUGUAGAUUUUGGGUUUAAUGGCAAUUAAAUGAAUUUAAGUA
Brienomyrus brachyistius is the source of this 6186-nucleotide messenger RNA. Its product is annotated as polyamine-transporting ATPase 13A3-like. Gene Ontology annotation, cellular component: late endosome membrane. The transcript is spliced from 34 exons. Lineage: Eukaryota; Metazoa; Chordata; Actinopteri; Osteoglossiformes; Mormyridae. Gene Ontology annotation, molecular function: P-type ion transporter activity; polyamine transmembrane transporter activity; ATP binding. The coding region runs from base 421 to 4197 and encodes 1258 amino acids. Gene Ontology annotation, biological process: polyamine transmembrane transport; intracellular calcium ion homeostasis. The record is from RefSeq and is a predicted model, not a curated record.